UGAUCAUUCAUUCAUCCCACCAUUACUUCCUGUUCAACAAGCUAAUUAUAAGCUAAAGUUAUAUAUAUACCAAAAUUAAAGCAACCAUGAAUCGGGCAAUGGCUUCGGCGAUCUUCAUGGCGGCGGUGCUCGCCGCACUGCGGCUCGGGCAAGCCAUGGACUGCCACACGGUGGACAUAUCCAUUGCCUCUUGCCUCAGCUACCUCCAAGGCGGCGUCGCUCAUCCUCCAAUGGAGUGCUGUGACUCCUUCAGAAACCUGCUCAGAUAUACUCCGACGAAGCAAGAUAGACAGACCGCCUGCGAAUGUCUCAAAGUCAUCGCCGCUAGACCCGACAUCAAGGCCGACGUUGCCGUCUAUCUUCCCCGGAGUUGUGGUCUUAUCAGCAGUUUUACUAUCAGCCGCGACAUCAACUGUCAAAACGUCGUUUGAAGUUGAGGACUAUAGCGGACUGUAUACACUGAUUCGAUCGAGGGGAAGCUUUGGAUAGUGGCCGCUUGAAAUAAUAUAUAUGUUUUGUGUUUACAAUAAAGAUUGAAGUGUCACUUUUGUUACAUAUAUAAUAAUGUUUAAAAGCUUAUAUGAUGUUUCAAUUCUAUGAAUAAAAUUAUCGGAUCUAUUUUAUUA
Molecule: messenger RNA, 626 nt
Organism: Ipomoea nil (Japanese morning glory)
Lineage: Eukaryota; Viridiplantae; Streptophyta; Magnoliopsida; Solanales; Convolvulaceae
Product: non-specific lipid-transfer protein A-like
Exons: 2
Coding region: 87-431 (114 amino acids)
Biological process (GO): lipid transport
Cellular component (GO): membrane
Molecular function (GO): lipid binding
Source: RefSeq, a predicted model, not a curated record